Messenger RNA from Siniperca chuatsi (mandarin fish), 3160 nucleotides. RefSeq names its product synaptophysin b (gene sypb). The coding region runs from base 122 to 1003 and encodes 293 amino acids. Gene Ontology annotation, cellular component: synaptic vesicle membrane; synaptic vesicle; presynaptic active zone. The transcript has 7 exons. The record is from RefSeq and is a predicted model, not a curated record. Lineage: Eukaryota; Metazoa; Chordata; Actinopteri; Centrarchiformes; Sinipercidae.
CCAGCUCGUGACGCAGCCACAGCUCUUCCUCCUGGGCGUCUUCCUCCCCUGGGCUGUUCCGGAUGAGACGCCUCCCUCCCUCCGCCCCUCUGAUCCUCUUAUCAGCGAGUAAGCGGCCAAGAUGGAUGUUGUAAACCAGUUGGUGGCCCAAGGGCAGUUCACGGUACUCAAACAACCUCUGGGAUUUAUAAAAAUUCUACAGUGGAUCUUUGCAAUCUUCGCCUUCUCGACAUGUGGCAGUUACUCUGGCAUGUUCAAGAUGAGCGUGGAGUGUAAAAACCGGUCGGAGAGUGACCUAGGCAUAGAAGUAGAAUUUGAAUAUCCGUUCAGGCUCCAUCAGGUUUAUUUUGAUGUCCCCACCUGUAAAGGAAAGGAACCCGAACGCCUGUUCCUGGUCGGGGACUACUCCUCCUCAGCUGAGUUCUUUGUCACCAUCGGUGUCUUUUCCUUCCUCUACUCUAUGGCAGCCCUCUCUGUGUACUGUUUCAUGCUGGAGAAGUACCGUGAAAACUGCAAGGGGCCUCAGAUCGACUUUGUUGUGUCGGCGGUAUUUGCCUUCAUGUGGCUGGUGUCUUCAUGUGCUUGGGCUAAAGGCCUGUCAGAUGUGAAAACAGCUACCGAUCCAGAGAGGGUCAUCACUCUCAUCUCAGCCUGUGAAGAACAAGAGAAUCGCUGCCGUGAGGUCUACGACCCCAAGGUUUCCGGCCUCAACACCUCUGUGGCUUUUGGUUUCAUCAACCUGAUCCUGUGGAUAGGAAACCUGUGGUUUGUGUUCAAGGAGACCGGCUGGAUGGCUGCCUUCUCUGGAACAUACGUUGCAUCACAGGAAAAGCAGCCUGCCCCCGAUUCCUUUGGUCAGGCAGGCUAUGGUCAGCAGGACCCCUACGCUGGCUCCCAGGGAGGGUACCAGCCAGAGUAUGGCCAGCAGGGAGGCUACAAUGAGGAAGGAGGUUACAACCAGGGCUAUGAGCAGCAGCCCACCUCCUACUCUAAUCAAAUGUGAGCCUGUCCAGCCAAACCACAGCUGCAGGAUGGGUGACCUUGUGAUUUCGGAGGGUGGCUGACCACCACCUGCAUUUCCACACUCCUCUGUUUGUCUGUUUGUGUAUCUGUGAGUUGACAGGCAGAGGGAGGGAGGCAUGGAGGGCAGAAACUGACGGGGCCUGGGGAGGGGGAACACCACUGGGGAGCAGGAUGUGGGGGCAAAAAGGGGGAAAAGGGUCUUUGCUGUAACAUGAUGUUUAUUCUCGUGAUGUAUUUAACUGUAGAAGACAACAGUUGAUUGUCUGUUUGGUUAUACGAGAAAAACUUGAAUACAAAUACCAAAACAUUUGUUGACGAACAUUUAAGAGAAAUCUUGUAAUGGAAAAGACUUACAUUUGUGAAGAAUAAAAAAAUUGUAGUAAUAUUUAACUUGGGAGAAUGUAUUUGUCUGUGCUGUGUAAAUAUCAACAUGCUGAUAUAUAUGAUUAUAUGUACACAGUUGAAUAAUUGUGCACUCCAUAUAAGUUGUUAUACAACAAAUGUUGAGCACAGAGUUAUUCAAUUGCAUUUACUUUGGUUUUGUUUAGGAGCUCAUAUAGUUUAGCCUUUGCCCUUCAAUUCCCUUAAAUUUAUCAUACCACAAUGAUGUUUUUAUUUAUUCAUCUCAGAAUCUAUGAACAUCUUGUCUUUUUUUUGAUUUUCUCAAUAUGUUUUUUUUUCCCUUUGAUCAGCAUAACUGACAAGAUUUUAGAAACGGGGUAAAGGCUGCUUAAAAUAUCAUGGCAAAUAUUGACAAAGGAGAAUUAUCGAUAUAAAAAGUGAGCAGAGAAAGAGUAAUGUAUAGUAAUAAUAGCAAAUAGAUGAUAGCUGUGGGUUUUACGUAGGUUGUUUUAACUUUAUUUAUGUUUUUAUAUAUAUUUUUCCAUCAAAUAUCGCUGUCAAGCAAGGAUGAACUCUUGUAAUACAAAGAAUAUUUUAAAUCCUGACAUAAAAUCAGAAAUUGCAUAGGGUUAAGAAAAUUAGUGAGCAUAGUAGCAUCUCAUAUUUGCUGUGCUGUUUCGGAAACUGCUAUAGUGUGCUAUCAGUAUGAAAAUUGUGAAUCAGGGCAGUGAACAACAGUUUUAGCAACGUGUGUUUGUUUAUUUGUUUGGAUUUAUGUAACGGCAUCAAACAAAUGAUGUCAAUGAACCUCGUCCUGUUUUGAUUGCCUUUUAUGUGGUCCAGAAAGUUGUAAGACAGAGUCAUAUAGUUUUUUAACUGGUGUUUCUAUCACACUGUAAUCAGUGACAUACAUACAUUAACAAGAACUGUAGGUAAAUGGGAAUAAAGCAUACUAAGACCUUGGUUAUGCCAUAGUAAACACAUAUUAUUAUGAGGCCGUCUGAACAAUAUGUCUCCAUAUAUACUUCUCCUGCAUCCUCAAUCCUAUCUCGUCUCUUUCUGAAGGCAAGCAAAUUUACUGCAUGCAUCCUUAUAUCCUAAAGCAUCCCUAAACAUAUUUGAGAGGCUGAAGCUCAAGGCUGCAGGAAAGUUCGACUACACAGUAAUACUGUGGUGGUGGUGGUGCUUACUACACAGCACUACAGCAGCUCUGCUAUAUUCCACUCAAAGAACAAAGUACAUGCUGCAAUAAUUACUUCUUUCCAGAUAUAAAUACACCGGUCCUACUGUCAAAGCUCUGUUUGGAUAUGCAAGAUCGUGUUUGCCAAGUGGUAAGAGAUGUAUCUUGAUUGGUAGUUUUGCUUCCACAGUCCUCAUUAGGAUGAAUUGUUGUCCAUCAUUAGGAUGAAUUGUUGUCCAUCCAUUGCCCAGCUUUGGAUUCACUCUUCUUUUUUUAAAAUCAGGGUUCUUUGAUUCAGGCAGUGUAGAAGCACCCGACUUUCUCUUUUCCUCCAGUCCCCCCACCUCUGUUUCUUUCUCUCUCUCUCUUUUACUGUAGCUCUUAUAAAUAUGCUGACAUGAAAUAUACUCUGUUGUUAGUGGUGAAUGAUGUCUUGUGGUACUCUCUAUGCCUUUGGGAUAGUGCUGUGUUUAUUGUGUAUGAUGUAUUCAUAUUAGUAUUUAUGAUAAUGAUAAGUCAGAGAAAAAAUAUCCAAGACUCUCCAGAAUUCUGCUGUAUUCUUAUUAAAUGGGAUCCAUGUGAAACAAAAUGAAAUAAACUUGAAAUUAUUCUGUU